AGGCUCCUCAAUCUUCGUGUCUAUAGCUUUUUACCCAUGGACCCAGCAAAUCCAAAUUCCAACACCAACUCCUUUUCUGCGUAGUGUCUCCACUCUCUCUGACACACUUGAUUUUUCAAAAUUGGAUUUUUCAAAAACUCAAAUUCAUUUUCAUGCAGCUAUCUUCAUAAACUCAUUUAAGGGUAUUAACUGCAUCAUAUGAAACCAAGGUACUGCCGUUUUCCAAUGCACGACCAGAUAGAUUGAUUUAUCAUCGCAAUUACAAUGGCUUCUCCCGAAGGGGGUCCCAGUGAACGCGGCAUGCUGCCUCAGAGUCGGAACAGUGAGGUUCUUGAGUAUCCAGCGGAUGCCCUCGACAAUCUCGAAGAACGAGGUACGCUGUCUUUCGAUGACCAAAGGCAACGCGCACUUCCAGGUGGCUCGAUGUUGGAAAGGGACGAGCGCAAUUUGAACCGACUGUACAUACAUCCGUAUCGACUGCGUGGCUCAGUGCCAAUCGAGGAGCGAGGACAGCCUGUGUCAGGAAAUUACGUACAAAGCCGCGGGACGAGCAGUGGUCUCCCUCUUUCUUCGAACAUCAACGAGCGGGUAUCCUCAGCGACACUUGACGCAAGCCGUAUAAUCGUGCCGCAAGGGGAACAAUUGGCGGCAUUGCGAGCAAAAGUGUCUCCCGACGAAGAUUUGCCGAUGACGAUUGCUAGAGGGCGCGCUGAUGAACUUCCGGUAGAUGCGAUGGCACGAUUGGAAGAACGAGGCACAGUGUCACCCGAGGACGAUAAUACGCAUGGUCGAGGUCGACAGCAUGUGGAUGCGAAAAGAAUACCUGGCGCUUCGGUUUUCGAACGAGACGAACGCGCGGCAAAUCAACUCUACAUACACCCUUACAGGUUGCAAAGCUCCGUUCCUGAAGGUGCAGUGGAGUCUGGAGGAUUGAUUGCGCCUGAAUUGGAACCGGAGCCGGGCAUUUUUACUCCAAACUUUUUAAGGAGACUUGGUAGCCGCGCUCCACCACCACGAAACCAACCAGAGAGGACCUCUAACCCCCUUCCAAUUGAUGCCUUGGAUUUCUUGGAGGAGCAGGAGCGCACAGGAAAAGCAGACGAGCAGGAUACAUUUUUUCUAUCAGGAUCACCACUACGGAUUGUGACUACCCGAUCAAUAUCGGACAGUCGUGUCAGGAUGUCUGGUUCUUCGGAGGUAGCAGUUGAUGGGCCCUAUGCGCCCCGCGGUGCAUCCGUUCGAGAACCGCAGUCUUCGGUCUCAUCGUCAGCCUCGCUCAGGUUGGGCGCCGAUGAAGAGGCGAAAAUGGCGCGCUGGCCGCCUGGGGCCAUUCCGGCCGACAUGGUCCAGGUCACGCCAAGAACAGCCGCAGUUAGGGGUUGGUCCGCUCGUGGUGCGGUUGAGCACAAGGCUCAGCUUUCGAGUACGCCAAGAGGGAAACCAAUGUUGCCAUCGCUUGGCGAGCGUUCGCGGACGGCAAGUGGGGCAAAGGAAGCGACGACCCGACGUAGUGUUACUAGGUCUAGUUCGUCGUUUGGGGAAGCACUACUAGGUCAGUACUUCCAUCUGGCGCAAAAUCGGUUGAGCGGACAUUAUCCUUGGCAGGAGCACAGCAAUCUGUACAACCGACAACAGGAUGAUGUUGAUGAUGAAGACAUGCUGAUCGACGAAUAUCCGACUGUUGCAGGCGAACACAAUUCCAACGAAGAACCGAUCCACGUUAACAGGAGUGUCAACGAUUUUCUGCUGCCAGGGUCAAGGAUAGUUGCUGAAGGCGACACUGCAGAGGGCAGGAGCGUGCAGUCUUUGAUGCAGAGUUGCGGACUUGCGCCUAGCAGUGGCUCCAAAAAAGCGUACGAAACAUUUCUUUCGUGGGCAAUGCCUGCAGUCGUCGGGAUCCUCACAGCUUGCACAGGCAGUCUGAUUCAGGUUGUGAGCAGCUUAUUUUUCACGUGGCGAAGUGGUCUUUGCGUGGACAACAUAUGGAAGAACGCGUCUCAGUGUUGUGGACACGAAGUUAUUGUCGACUUUCGUUGCCGACCCCACCUCGCGACAGCAGAUAACCCGGAACCCUACACCAUGGGCAUCUUGAAGACCUGGAACGAAAUUUUGUUUGACGGGGAACGCCAGUACUAUGCGUGGACGAUCUGGGCACUGAGCGGCAUUUUGCUUGCGCUACUAGCAGCCGUGCUCUGUCAGCGGUUUGCGCCCGCCGCUGCGGGGAGUGGCAUCCCAGAGAUCAAGGCCAUUCUCGGUGGCUUUCCGAUGCCUGCAGUGUUGGAGCCGCAUACGCUGUUUGUAAAGAUAAUCGGUCUUACGACAGGUGUUUCGGCUGGACUGGCGCUCGGGAAGGAAGGCCCCCUAGUGCACGUCGCCUGUUGCUGGGCUGCUUGGCUGGCGCGCCUUUUUCCGGGCUCUGCUUACUACGGGACGAGCGCAGUGCGACGGCGCGAGCUGCUGUCAGCGGCUGCAGCUGCAGGCGUCUCCGUCGCAUUCGGUGCACCGUUGGGUGGCGUACUCUUCUCCUUUGAAGAGGUCUCUACGUUUUUCCCGCAGCGCACUGCUGCGCGCGCGUUCAUCGCUGCAGUGGUCGCCGCACUGAUGCUAAUGUACAUAGACCCAACGGGCAGCGGGAAGCUGACCCUGUUUCAGGUGACUGACGACUGGCGCAUCGAUACCAUUGAGUACGUUUUUUUCGCAGUCCUUGGCGUUUUGGGUGGCAUCGUUGGUGCAAUUUUCAUUGCCAUAAACACGAAAGUGACAAAGCUAAGGAGGUCCGACUGGUGGCGAGAUCGGGUACAUUUCUACUCACACCUCCAGAUCAGGCCUGUGUCAUUAGUUUUUCCGCACCAGACUGACUGGUUUUUCGGAGGUUGAGGACGACCGAACAGCUACAGCUGUGGACUCGUUGCUUCCAUUCUUCUCUCCCUCCAUAUGGAUCUUCACCAUCACAGGUUACUGUUUCUCUCGAGAUCACGCUAAUCGCACUUUUCACGAUGCUGACGUCCACGCGCAAUCGAUUCAUGCAACCCCUGAUGGUGGAGUCUAUUUUCAGACUCUUCGAGCCUUGUGAGGACUUCGUUAAUAGUGUAGGAGAGACCGAGUUCAUUCCUCGUGCUCUCUUGUCAGACGAGAUGCAUUUGUGCAACCGAGACGCGAGCCCUUCUUUGGGAGCGGACAUGCUCCACGAUCUCUUCUUUGCGUGUAUACUGCGGUUCGCUCAAAUGUGCAUCACUUUCGGUGCGGGUCUGCCUGCGGGGCUCUUCGUCCCGUCGUUGUUCGUAGGCGCAUCGAUGGGCAGACUAUUCGGUAUGAAAAUGUUCGGCUUGGUAUGAAAAUGUUCGGCUCGGAAUUUGGCAUUUUCAUUUUUCAGACUAGGUUACACAUUCAUUAGUUGAUGAGCGUAUGAUACUUUAUAGUUUCUUCAUUUCCGAUGAGGAUGACUCGAAACCGAACGUGCAACUGGUUCCGUCCUCGACUGAAGUGAACGAAUCUUCAAGGCAUAUGGUAUAAUGAUUGUUCCCUGUCUUGAUUAUCCCUAUGUACACGAUCUACCCUACCAGGUUCAAUGAUCUAUUGCCUGGGCCAGGCAACGAAUGGUUUUGGGGGUCUGGUCCUUUCGCCAAUCGCGCCUUCGGUGUACGGGAUGGUUGGCGGCGCUGCGGUUCUCGGCGGUGUCUGUCGUGUGACUAUUUCCCUGGUGGUGAUCAUGUUCGAAUUGACUGGCGCUUUAAAGCAUUUGGUGCCGUUUAUGGUUGCGAUCCAGCUGGCUAAGUGGACCGGGGACCUGUUCAACGAUGGCAUUUACGAUCGGCACAUUUUUUUGAAACGCUACCCCUUUCUGUACGAACCGGAGGGCAAGUUUACUCCAGGUGUGGCGCAUGACAUUGUAGAGGCGGAGCGUUUGGCUUGUAUUUGCGUUACAGAGACGCAUACGCUCGCGAGUCUGCGGGAUCUGUUGGCGCUUGUUGGCAACGGCAACGAAUUUCUGCUUUCAAACACUCAUUUCUCAGCGCACCAGCCGGGCUUUCCACUGAUCAUACCUUAUUCAGCAGCGUCUACCAGUGGUCCUGUGCUCACUGGGGGAGCUGCGGGGAAAGAAGAUGUAGUUGCGAGUAUGUUGGACAGGUCACCAAAGUACUGCCCACCGAUAGUGCCGCUUAGUGCGCGGCUUACUGUAAACCCUGAAGAUACAACAUUUGUUUCUGCCGCUGGAUCAUCUACUCAAGAAAACACGAACGCGCCGGGCCGCCCGUUCCGUGGUAUAACAUCAGGUAAUGCAACCGCAGCAACCUCAGACUUCGUCUUGCGGGAAGUGGUGACAGACACAACUGGCCGGCAGCAACAGGCUUCGACAACUUCGGGCCAUGACUACGUCCGUCUCUCAACUUGUGUAGUACCCCCACACCAGCAAAUUGAUGAGACACCUCUCCAACUCCAAAAGGUUGGGAAUGACGAUCUGCUUCCGGACCGGAAUAGGAACACAUGUGCUCCUAAGGGUGAUUCAACAAGGAUUUCUGAAGAUGCGAGUUUCAUGGCUGAUAAUCAUGCAAGAAGAAGUCACCAGGACACCGGAAUCAGUACUGGUGGCCAUGAGCCGGAAGAAGUUGAGCCCUCAAAUGCUACCACAGGAAAACAGCCUGAAGCAGCAUCGUCGUCAUCCAAGGAUUCUUUUAAGGAAAACGCACCCGACCGCGACUCGUCGGUGAUGAAUAGAAUAUCUGCAGGCAGUGCGGUUUCUACCGAUGAAGUCGCUAUGUUCCGCCAAGCUUAUCAGGGCAUCCGCACUCAACGGACUUCCUCUGUUCUCGGCGCCUCCGUACCAGGUCGGCUCUCGUUUGGGGACCACGAUGAUAAAGAAGUAGUAGAAAGAGCGGUAGAGGGAGAGCAGCGCCGCUCUUCCAGAAGUCGCGAGCGUACAACAAAUGCAGCGCGUGAUUCGGCAGCUCAGGGUACAUCGGUACCCAUAUCCUCAGAGGAGGAGGAGUUUCAGUUUCAUAGCAUCGCGGAGGAGCCUGCGACGUCAGCUGCGGAAGAACACGGGACUCUGUCCUUUGCGGUCACACCAAGGAUGAACCCCUUGUCGCUGGCUGAAGGUGAGGCGAGUCGUGCUAUGAUGGGGCCAACAGGAAGGGCCCAGUACAGCAGCGGAGGUGUACGAUCAAAUGUUCCGCAUUUGACACGGGGAAGUGUCAGCAACCCUUCCGGACCCCUGAGCCGUGGGUUACCGGAAAACACACCCGACAGCUACUACCGAUUUCCGUGGCGCGAAAGCAUUGACGCUCGUGGAUCCACAUCAUCCAGACACGGUAGUCGGCCUUACCCACCUGCGUCAGGAGUCGAGGAUGAGAGAUCGUUUUUCUUGUUAGGGUACAUUCAGACGAGCAAGAUCCGAGACGCGGUGGAGGAAUUAGAAGAGAUGGGAAAUAGUCCACAUACUCGCGUGACGUUUUUGCCGCCGGGCGGAGUCGCCUCGUUGUCACAAAUUCCCACGCAAGCCAGGGGGUCAACGGCUUGGCAAGACGCUUUUCAGCCGACUCCAAGAGGCCCUCCGGUAGGUGGGUCAAGCUUCUACUUGCCGGCUGCGCGUCUCUUUUCGACCGUUCGUGAAGAAACAGCAGAGGAAAGCAUGACAGAUGAUGAACGCGAGAGUCGCGGCAAGCAAUGUGGAUUUGCUUCAGACUUGUCUGCACCCUUCCUCUCGCAAGAGCAACGGAUCGAGGAGAAUAGAUCCAAAGAUCGUGACAAUACAGCUGGAGCAGAUGCAGAACGAGAAACACUUGGAGGUUCCUUAGCGACGCGGACCACUUCCGAUGCUCUUGUUCAACAGCAGGACGAGCCGAUAAAUUUGUCAUACCUUGUCGAGAAAAGUGUCCUUCGGGUUGCGCCUGACACGCCGCUCCACCAUGUCCAUCACUUUUUCUACAAACUCGGAAUGCGGUUUGUGGCUGUGGUGGAUCAGCGCGGACGGGCCCACGGCGUAAUCACCAAGGGGCACUUCGUGGCCUACGUUAUCUGGCUCAACAAGAUGGCGCGCAGGCGGUUGCAUCACCGCGCUGAGCGCGUGGCGAAGAAUUUGACACCCAUAGUCAGCCGUUCGCAAAGUCGAGAAACCGGACUUCUUGCAGCGCCCCUACUACCUCCCUCCCCCAGACCUCCUACAGAUCAAAGACUAUGAAGUAAGUAGAGUCAGUGUCUUUGUCUUUGACUAUGUCUUUCCCGGCACACUCCCAAGCAAGUGCUACUUACUUCUUGUUUUUCGUAGAAUUGCAAGUGAUACAUAGAUACCACAAGUUCACUCCUCGUUUUCUUGUGCAAGAUCGGCUUCGGAUGACCCGGCCGAGCAUAACAAAAAGGAAAUAGAUGAUGUAGCACUUUGCCGUUACAUUGUGUGAUCUUGAAUACAUAUUUAUACCAUAGAUCAUACUGGUUCUGAUACCCGUAAGAGAAAGACUAAAAGUUCACGCCGCUUCCGUUGCGAAAUAAUUUUUUAUCAAGUAAUUUAAUCGCUAUGUUGUUGUGCAAGCGGAACGGCGAGUAUUGGUCUCACUUUCUUGGGGCAAUCGAAACUCGAACUUGAUUUGCUUUUAUUGGUUGAUUUUUUGGGAUUUCCUUGCGCCUACGCUCCUUAUCGUAGCUUUCCUUGAUCCUUCGUAUUCCCGAUGUUCUUGUUCGUUAAUCGUUAUCUCUAUUCAUUAUCAAUAUCAUCUUUUACUUUUUCUUGGAUCGGAACUCGACUAGUGUGCGUAAACGAGAUGGGCAUCUUCAGAAAGAUACGAACCUAGACAGCGGAUUUCGAUCGCAGUUGUUCUUGAUCGAGGUAAUAUCGAGACGGUAUAGGUAAUGGUAUUCUACCUGGUUUAUCACCUCCGUUCAGCAUAAGCAAUGUGGCGCUCACACUUGCGUGCUGCGCGAUGGCAUUGUUCGCAGUCGCUCUCAGUAGCGGUCUGGAUCAUUCCGAUGCUUUAAAAAUCGAAAUAACCAACGGUCCAAGAAGUGCCUCACAUGGGAUGACGAUAAGGAUAUGAAGACGAGAUCCAUACCAUAUUCCCGGUGUCGCAUUCGAGGUUGCUUUUCUUUUUCAAACAACACAUGAGGGACCACAGGC
Messenger RNA from Amoebophrya sp. A25, 7108 nucleotides. Lineage: Eukaryota; Dinophyceae; Syndiniales; Amoebophryaceae. The record is from the annotation of a GenBank genome assembly.